Molecule: messenger RNA, 3715 nt
Organism: Branchiostoma floridae (Florida lancelet)
Lineage: Eukaryota; Metazoa; Chordata; Leptocardii; Amphioxiformes; Branchiostomatidae
Product: MORC family CW-type zinc finger protein 3-like
Exons: 17
Coding region: 468-2735 (755 amino acids)
Cellular component (GO): nucleus
Molecular function (GO): ATP hydrolysis activity; zinc ion binding
Source: RefSeq, a predicted model, not a curated record
UCAGUUUCGGUGCGCAUGAAUAUCGCAUGUGGUGUAAUGCGGUUGACAUGGAACAUGUUGGAACUCGACUAUCCCUGUUGAAAUUAAUCCCCAGCUCUAUGUAUACUUUUAUCCUGUUAGAUGACGAUGAAUUUUGCAAACAUUGCACUAUUGGACAGAUGAGUCGUACAUCUUGGGUAAUUUAUGGAUAUAGUGCUUGAUUGGACCAAGAAUACUGGACAGUAGAAAAAUUAAUCGACCAGAUGAAGUGGAGGGAUAUCGAUUUCAAAGAUGCAAAAAGUGGGAAAUUUGAAUAGCAUUUCACAGGAGUAUAGUACCGGGCAUGGAGAUGAUACGCUUGGCCAAAUGGGAACUAGACUGGUUUUAGAAGAGUGAAAUUGAAAACGUUGUAAUUAACGUUAUCUCGGAUGUUUUUGUUUGGGUGCGUCAGAGUGUGAACGCGGGAGAAUUAAGAAACCAGUCUGAAAAUGAUGCAGUCAGGUCUUUCCACGGAACAUGGUAUCCGGCAGAGCAAGACGAGUCCCGGGUUUCUGCAUUCGAACUCGACCAGCCACACGUGGCCUUUCAGCGCCAUUGCCGAGCUGAUCGACAAUGCAUAUGACCCUGAUGUGGCAGCACGGCAGCUUUUCAUCGACAUGGAGAAAAUCGGUGAGACGCAGUGUCUCACGUUUACAGACAACGGCGCCGGGAUGACACCGGACAAACUCCACAAAAUGCUCAGUUUUGGCUUCUGUGAGAAAGUCGAAAUCAACGGCCACAAACCUGUUGGUCACUAUGGCAACGGAUUCAAGUCAGGGUCCAUGCGACUGGGCAAGGACGCCAUGGUUUUCACGAAGAACGGGAAGUUCAUGAUCGUGGGGUUCCUGUCCCAAACCUACCUGAAGUCCAUCCAAGCGGAGACUGUCAUUGUACCAAUAGUGCCAUUUGAUACUGCUGAGAUCAUGGUGAAGACCAUUGACUCUGACCCCAGUCUGGAGGCCAUCACCAAGUACUCCAUCUUCAAGUCCAAACAGGAGCUCAUGGAACAGUUCGAGAAAAUCCCACGAAAGGGUACCAGAAUUAUCAUCUACAAUAUCAGGAGAACAAGUGACGGAAGGCCAGAGUUUGACUUUUCCGAUGAUAAAGACAUCAGAAUUCCUGAUGACGUGAUUGACGAACAAGCAGGAAAAAAGUUCCGCCGGCAGGACCGACGACAGGACUACUCGCCAGAGUGCGACUACUCCCUCAGGGCUUAUUGCAGUAUUCUGUACCUCAACCCUAAGAUGCAAAUCAUGCUGCGAGGACAGAAAGUCAAGACCUUUAAGAUCGCCAAGAGUCUGAACAACACUGAGAAAGAUGUAUACAAGCCUCAAUGGCUGCCAAGACCAGUGAAGAUCACGUUUGGGUUCAGCCCCCAGAAGCAUCACUACGGCAUCAUGAUGUACCACAGGAACAGGCUCAUUAAAGGGUACGAGAGGGUCGGACCACAACUCAAGGCUGGUAGACAGGGUCUUGGAGUGAUUGGUGUAAUUCAGUGUGACUUUCUACAACCCACUCACAACAAACAAGACUUUGACUAUACCAAGGAGUACAGGAGCACCAUAGCAGCUCUGGGACAGAAGUUGACCGACUACUGGCUGCAGAAGAAAGGUAAUACAAGGUCAUCGUCCCCUGCUGCAGCCAUGGGAUCAGAGGACGACGAACCUGCUCCCUCUCCAGACCAGCUGUGGGUGCAGUGUGACAAUACAGAGUGUCUGAAGUGGAGGAAGUUACCCGAGCAAUGGAACAACAAGAAACUACCCGACAAGUGGUACUGCCACAUGAACCCUGACCCCAACUUCAGGUCGUGCUCAGUCCCUGAGGAAGCUGAGGAUGACCCUGAUGAAGAGAUAGCAGGCCCAUCAUACGACAAGUCAGUCAAGAGACAGCUGGAGCGUGAGAGAAGGGAGGAGAAAUGGAAAAAGGAACAAAAGCAGCAGAUGGAGAUUGCAGAAAAGGAGCGACUACUGAAGCAAAAGGAUCGCCAGCUGCAGAGGCUGGGUGCACAGAUCCAGCAGAGCAUUCAGCAGAACCAGGCUGCAGACAAGAAGCCCUCACAGCAGGACUUGGUGCGGGCGGAGAUAGAGAUGAACAGGAGAAAACAGAUGGAGACUCAGUUCCACAAGAUGGCAGUAGAACUCAAGAAGCAAGAGAACCAGCUUCAAAAGCAGCGAGAAGACCUUCUACAAGCCCAGCAGGUGGCCCACCAUUGGCAGCAGAGGGCCGAGGCAGCCGUUUCCCAUGCAACUGCAUCCCAGAGAACACCCAGACAACACCAGGCUGGACCCUCUAGGGUCGUAUCCCAAAAAAGACCUGCAUCAAAUUCAUUUUCAAACGCCUCGGCCAGUAAAGCUCCCCGUAUGGAUGAUAGUGACGAUGAUUGCAUCCUUGUCGAGGAUGACGAUCUCGCAAAAACAGAAACGGCUUCGUCAGUAAGAGUGAAAACAGAGAUUUGCCAUAUCGGAGUUCAAACGGACCCUGCUGAUGUCGUCAGAGUCAGUGCGUCAACUGUCAGGGAAGUGGCUACGCUAUCCACGGUCGAGCAGCGUCAAAAGCUCAUGGAACAGACUAAACAGCUGAAGACGUUGAGAAGAAAUGUCGGUAGGCUGAUUGGCGUUCUGGUGCCGGAGCUGAGCCUGGAAGAUAAUGACAUUGACAUGGAGAGCGAGUCAGUGGACGAGCUUCUGAAACAAGUGCUGGAUGCCAACAAGAACUAGUGAUAAAUACCUCUAAAGUAAAGAUCUGGCAUAUUCUCUGUGUUUUGCAUCUGUUUUUGCAACAUUUCUUACUCUUUUCUAGUGUUGUAUUAUAAUGGGCUGGGCCAGAUGUUGAAAAAUACAAUACAGUACUAAAAAAGAAUAAGAACAGAAUGCAGUACUAGAAAAGGGUACUGAUAGUUGCAAAAACAGGCAUAAAACACUGACAAUAACCAAGGAAAAAGAUUUCUUUCAUGAUUGUAAAUUACAGUGUAAUGGAAGACCUAUAUUGAAUUCAUCACUUUUAACAGUGAAAGCAAUUAAACCAAUACAUUCUGAAAACUUGGAACACUGAACAAAGCAUACAAUUUUGCAACUUCCAAAUUUCCACAUUAUUUUUUUUUUCAGAAUAUAGUAUUUACAAAGUCACUUUCAACAUUCUCAAACUUUGCUUGGGUUGUUUCCCUUUGCUUUAACACUGGGCUGAACCAAAGGAUGACCUUGGUUUGACUACAAUAACUUGGGCAACACAUUAGUCUGUGCUAGGCAGCUGAAGGUCCGUAGAAAAUACCUCCACCCCUGAGGUGUUGCCAAAAAAAGGUAGAUAUACAUUUCAGGGAACACAAGACAGAUCAAAUAACUAUCUUUGGGGACCCACAUUCCCUUCAAAAAACUUUAUUUAGAUGCAUAUUUUUAUUGCCUCCUUGUAUGUUAUGCCUGUAUUAGUAGCCAAUGUAGUUCCAAAGUAGAUUUUUACAUUAACCUAAUAAAAUGUAGACUUAUUAGAUUUGGAUCCUGCAUCAGUGUUGUACAUAUUUAGUACUCUGGUUUACAUUGAAUUUCGAUAUCUCAAGCACUCCAGAUAAGCUGGCUAGAUUCUGUUGUUUUUAUAGGACAUACUGAAACACAUGUAUGUUGUGACAGGAGGAUAUUCUGGUGAACAUAUUGUUCAGUGAACCAGUGAACUUUUCUAUUUUGAUAAAAUAAAUCAUCUUCACAAA